Macroventuria anomochaeta is the source of this 3023-nucleotide messenger RNA. Its product is annotated as chloride channel-like protein 3. Gene Ontology annotation, molecular function: voltage-gated chloride channel activity. The transcript is spliced from 3 exons. Gene Ontology annotation, biological process: chloride transport; transmembrane transport. The coding region runs from base 327 to 2786 and encodes 819 amino acids. Lineage: Eukaryota; Fungi; Ascomycota; Dothideomycetes; Pleosporales; Didymellaceae. Gene Ontology annotation, cellular component: membrane; Golgi apparatus; early endosome. The record is from RefSeq and is a predicted model, not a curated record.
CCUUGGACGGCGCACCUCUGUUCAUGCUAUUUUGGCUAGCGUUGCGUACGCGAUCUGCGCCUAUCACAUCGGAUACUCGACGCCUCCCCACGCUUCCUUAUCUCUCCAAAUCAAAACCUCAGCAUUCUGGACCAUUACCAUGAGCUUCCCCAGGUCAAAUCCUAGCAGAGUCUUGCUCCGCGGUUGAUAAGCGAAACCUAGAGAGAUACGGCAGCGUUACUGUGCAUACGUGUGGCUUUCUAUCCUCGAGACCAUAUCUACUGAACAGGUCGCAGCCAUGUUCGGGGCAUCCUUCACGCUACCUGACCGCAGCAUAGCCUUGAACCAUGCCUUCGGAUCUAGAGGCUGGGAACGAACGAACUCCACUUUUGCACAACCCUCGAUUAUCUCAACGACAGCAUGAGCAACAUCUAGAGACAGCCUCUGCAAUAUCCUCGACUCUGUCUAAAGAGGAACAGCAACUGGUCGACAGCACAGUCGGCGAGCGCCUGCCGUACAACGACUACACCACAAUUGACUGGCUCCAUGAUCUUGUCCAAGAUUCAUAUCGCUUCCGCCACAUCAACUCCCUCCCUGGACUGCGCUACAAGUUUCUCUCGCUUUUUGAUGCGUACUCAGGAUGGAUCGCUGUGGUCAUCAUUGGCGCUCUAACGGCUGGUGUUGCUUUUCUGGUCGACAUCGCUGUAGCUACGGUCGCGGAUUGGAAGAUGGGUUACUGCAGCACCAACGCCUGGAAGAGUCGGGAGAACUGUUGUCGGCAAAGCACAUUAGUUACUUCAACGUCAAGAAUCCGUCUGCUUACCGGAAGUGGUAGCGCUGAGUCCGAUUGCGAUGAGUGGCACGCCUGGUCGGACAACUACGCCAGGAGCUUUGCAAUCUACGUUGCACUGGCGCUCGUCUUUGGCACCAUCAGCUCGAGCGCAACGUUACUGACAAGGAGUCAGCUACCCUCCGCAGAAGAUUCCAGUGAGCGACCUUGCUCUCCACCGAUAGCGAAGCCAGACGGUUCUCACGUCCCGACCAGUGUACGAAUUCCUGCACCCUCACCGAACUCAGGAGGCGGAAAGGUCAUGUACAUGGCCGCUGGUAGCGGGAUACCCGAGAUCAAGACCAUCCUGAGCGGCUUCUCUAUUCCAUCGUUCCUGUCGCUUCGGGUCCUUAUCGUCAAAGCCUUUGGUGCGGUCUUCGCUGUGAGCACGGGAAUGUGUCUUGGAAAAGAAGGACCGUUCGUACACAUAUCAACGUGUCUUUCUUAUCUGGUGGGUAUGCGCUUCCCAAAAUACAAAGACAACGGGAGGAAGAUGCGCGAGCUGCUGAGUGCAGGGUGUUCUAGCGGCUUGAGUGUAGCCUUUGGCGCCCCGAUUGGAGGCGUCUUGUUCAGCUAUGAAGAGAUCAGCACCUACUUCCCGCGUAAAGUCUUGUGGCGGGCGUUUCUCUGCAGUCUGACUGCGGCCAUUGUUCUCAAACAACUCAACCCAACCGGCACAGGCAAGCUUGUCCUCUUCGAGACCAAGUACGGCACCGAGUACGAGUCGGUGCACUACCUCGUCUUCACACUGCUCGGUGUCGCGGGCGGCGUCUUCGGCGGUCUCUUCUGCAAGCUCAACUUCAUCUGGAGCCGGUACUUCCGGCGCAUACCCCUGAUCAAGGAGAAUCCGGUCUUCGAAGUCGGCAUCGUCGUGCUAGCAACCGCUCUUCUCCAGUUUCCCAACCCACUUACCCGCGAGCCGGGCGAUAUCAUCAUCAAAACCGUCCUCGUCGACUGCAAAGACUCCGCAUCCGCCCACUCCUUCAUCUGCAUCCACGAAUCGCACACAGCCACAACUAACUGGGCCUACGUAGGCUGGCUACUCCACGGCACCCUCACCAAACUCGUCCUCACAAUCAUCACAUUCGGCUGCAAAGUCCCCUCGGGCGUCAUCAUCCCCGCUCUCGACGCCGGCGCACUGUUUGGCCGCCUGGUAGGCUAUCUGUUACCGUACACGCCCAACGACGUCUCACCGGGUAUCUUCGCGCUCGUCGGCGCAGCAGCCUUCUUGGCGGGUGUGAGUCGCAUGACGAUCAGCCUCGCGGUCAUCAUGUUCGAGCUCACGGGCCAGCUGGAGUACGUAGUGCCGAGCAUGUUGGCCAUUCUCGUGGCGAAAUGGGUCGCGGACGCCAUCAGUGCGGAAGGCGUGUACGAUCUUGCGCAGACGGUGCUGGGACAUCCGUUCCUAGACCCUGACGUGGCGCUGCAGAGAGUGCGUAAGAAGGGGAUGAGGGUCGGCGUGUUGGUUCCGCCGAGGAAGACGAUGGAGGAUGUCACUGUCCACGUCCCGGCCGAAAACACAGUGUCCCGCUCGCUCUUGCGGCAGAAGUUGGACCGGCUACAGAAGCGCGGACUCAUCGACGCCGGCCUCGUCCUCGUACAAACCCACUCCCCCUCCACUGUCCCCGUCCUACAGGGCUACAUCUCCCAGUCCGAACUCACUUUCGGCCUCGAGAACCUCGCGCCCUCCAUACCAUCGUCUCACUCUCAGCAAGACUUCAAUGUCCGCCUGCUCGGCCACGCCGUAGACGAAGUACCGCCAGAUAGUGUCGAGGUCGAUCUGAGUCCGUUCGUGGACCGCACGCCGUUAACGAUUUGCAGCGAGGCGCCGCUGGAGUAUGCGGUGGAGAUGUUUGCAAAGCUCGGGUUGCGGUACUUGUGUGUUACUGAGGAGGGGACGGGAGCGCUGGUCGGGGUGGUGAUCAAGAAACGGUUGGUUGGCUUUGUUGAGGGGCUAAAGGAGGGAGUAGGUGGAUAAGAAGCUCAUCCUGGAGAGCUAUCUGGAGAGCUAUCGACAGUACAAACAACGAGCAUGGAGACAGACGGGAACAUCGAGUUACCCUAACAUGUACAUGAUGCGAUUCAUUGCUAUGAACAUACAUGACUAUCAAGUACUUACCCCAUCCUGCAAUACCAUGACCGGGAACAACAAGUUGGACGUUCUGCCGUAUGUCUGAAUGGGCCGCUGUAUGUUCGCCGAGCUGUCAAUGAGGAG